AUGCUUUCCUUUCAUUUCUGGGAGUCCCGGGGUCGACCUACAGAUGCUGCUUCUUCCGUGGCCGAUGGCAUUCAGACUCCUAGCUGCCGAUGGUGCCAGGCAAACAACUGGACAGAACAGCUCAGCUACGGGAAGCUGGCCACGGUCUCGGCCAGAGCAGCAGCCCCCAGGCCACAGACCACCUCUGCCACCCCAUCCAGGAGCCUUCCUUCCUCCCUCAGCCUUGCCUGGGCCCCGCCACAGGGGCUGAAGAACUGGGAGGCGGUGGCAGCAGCGGCAGUGGUGCCUACAGCCUUGGGGCCAAUCCAGGCACGUGGGACCCUGCUUCGGGCUACUCUGCAGCCCCUCCGGGGCCAGGGAGGGGCCCAGGACCGCCCCGGUGCUCACCACUGUGUUUUCCUGUUGCUGACACCGAGGCGAGGGCUCAGAAUGGAAGGCGUCCCUCCUGAGCUGAAUCUGCAGGCCAGGCCGAAGGAGGUCAGGGAGGGGGUGAGCGGAGCUCAAGAUAGCCAGGAGCUCAAGCAGCAGCUGCAGCCACUUCUCAAGCCACUGGCCCCCUCCCAGCGAGAAGCGAAAUAUGUGGAGAUAUGCACUUCAGCUGGAGUCCAGAGGGACAGUCCCCGGACCAUGAGACUUACUCUGGAGCAGCGCCCGGGCGAUCAGAGGGGCUCUAGGAGCCCCCAGGAGAAAGCCCAAGACGAACCCGGCAGCCGAGAGUGCGAGGCUCCAACCCCCCAGAAGACUCCUGCCUGCUUGGAACUCUCCAGAUCCCAGUUCUCCCGCACUGAUGAGGGCAGCACCCUCUCCUCUCCCUCCUCCUCCUCCUCCCUGGUGGACAAAGCAGAAGAAGGUGGCCUUUCCAAGAUGGGUGAUAGCACCACAUCCACGGGGGCUCUGGCCACCUCGUCCUCAUCGUUAGACUUUGAGAGUGACAGUGGUGAGAACGCAGUGAGCUGCCAGCCCCAGGGAGGAGAAGAAGGGGGAAACGCAGGAGGAGGAGGAGGAGAGGGAGGAAGAGGAGGAGAUGGAACCGAGUGCAGAGACAUGAUUGCCAAAUCUCAGGGCAGCACGGACCCUCCCCAAAACCAGGAGGCUCACUACAUCACCACCCACGAGAUCCAGCUGAGCGAGGUAGAGCAGGACACGGAUUUCGACGUGGGCCUGGCCUCCCGCUGGGAUUUCGAGGACAACAACGUGAUCUACUCAUUCGUGGACUACGCUUCCUUUGGUGGCAGCGACGAGACCCCAGAGGACGUCACCACGCCGAGCGAAGAGGACGAUGACAACAGCUGCUACCUCAGCACCACUCCCAGCACCAACGCCACCCGGACACCCAGCCCCACCGGCAGUGACCCCGCCCGCCCCAGCGCGGGCAGCAGCGGUGGCGACACCAGCAGCACGGAAGUGGGCAGCGGCCCCUCGGACAGCGACCCCACUCCCCCAGCCACGGGGCCUGGCACUGCCACCCCGUGUGAGCCCUUGCUGCAGCCGCUGGAGGCAGCCUCAGCCGCCGCAAGCAGCUGCGGGAGUGCAGCAAGCCAGAUCCUCCUAUCAAUCAAACCGACUUCCCGGGCUAUAAAUGAGCCUAGCAACGUGUGUGCAAAGCAAAACAUUAUUUAUGCUGCCAAGCAUGAAGGCGACAUGAGCCUCCGCGUCUCUACAGCUGCUGAACACAAUUCAAGUUCACUGAAGCAAGACCCGGCUGCAGCCGUGGCUCAGGACCAUGCAAAGAAAUUCAUCGCCGUCCCUGCUCGCCUGCAGACGCGGUGCGGGGCCAUCCGGGCGAAGGAGCUGGUGGAUUACUCCAGCGGAGCCUCCAGUGCCGUGAGCGAGCUGGACGACGCCGACAAAGAGGUGCGUAACCUGACCUCCCGGGCCUUCCGGAGCCUCGCUUACCCCUACUUUGAGGCCCUGAACCUCAGUUCCCGGGAGUCCUCCUCGCUCUCCGAAGUCGGCUUUGGGCGUUGGUCGGCCUUCCUGGACUUGAAAUGUGGCGGCGUUGGAGCCAGGGUGGAGCAGAGCCUCCUCCGGAGCAGCGCGGCCUCUAUGGCUGCGGGUCUGAGGAAGGGCAGCGGGGCCAGGACGACCGCAGACCAGCUCUACAUCCAGUCCAAGAAGUCCCAGACCAAGGCCUUGGAGUUCGUCGUCAGCAAAGUCGAGGGGGAGAUCAAACACGUGGAGACACCUCUGUGUUUCCAGAAGCAGGUCCAGUCGGGCUCCCGCGUGGUCACCCUUCUCGAGCCUCUGAAUUUACGCAGUGAGAGCAAAGCCAGCUCCGCCGCAGGGCCCUGCAGGGCCACCAAAGGCCCCAGCAAGGGCCCCGAGUCCGUGGACACGGAUGAUGGCUCCGAGGCCUCCGAGGGCAGCAGGCUUGUCUCCCGAGCUGGCGGCCCCCAGAAGAAGUCCAAGUUCGCUUCCAGUCUGCUCAAAAAUGUCAUCUCCAAGAAGAUGCAGCGGGAACACGAGUUCAGAAUGGAGAGGGGAGAAGUCAGUGACACAUCCCACCAUCACCUCUCCAGCGCCUCCAAGGAGACGGAGGGCCCUCCCCCCGGGGGUGAGAGGCAGCGGGAGAGGGGCCUGCAGAGGCAGAGUUCUCGCCACUCGGAGGCCGGCUCUGAGUACACGGUGGUCAGCGUGUCUGAUGCAGGUGGGGAGGGGUCCGCAGCUGGGUCUAAAUCCCCAGUUUUCAAAGCCAGUGCCCCUCGGGAGAGCCAUGCGGGCUCCGGCCGUGAUUUCGCUGAUGGACACCCAGUGGAGGUGUGUGAAAUUAGAAAGAGUGCGUCAGAGACCGUCAAGAGCACCUUCCUCCGCAGUCAGAACAGCGCUUUCCGGUCGUGGAAGGAGAAGGAGGCUGAGAAGCGGCCAGAAAAGGCCCCCGUUGGGAAGCUGAAACUCCCCAAAGGGGGCGACUGGAGGGCUGAUCUCGGGGAGAUCUCUGCCAGUAAGUCCACCAUCAUGUCUCGCCUCUUUGUCCCCAACAUCCAGCAGACACCCAAGGACAAGCAGCCGGGGAAGCAGGCCACCAAGCACCCUGCUGCCCAGGCCACCUCCACAGCAGUGAUCAGGCCCAAGGUUCCCGAAAUCAAGAUCCGGCUGGGGAGCGUGCAACAGCCAGGCUCGGACUUCAACAUUGCCAAGUUGCUCACACCCAAACUGGCCAGUGGCAGCGCCUCGAACCUCCUCAAGACCACUGAGGACAACAGCAGGGCACAGCAGAAACUCUUCCGGGGGGACAGCCUGGAAAAAGUGCCCCAGUUCCAGGUGAGAGAUGUCAGGGACAAGUCCAAGGCCCAAGGCCCCCUCCACCAGGUGAGAGACGUCCGGAAACUAAUCAAAGCGUCAGGGGACAGCAGUGACAAGGGCAGCGUCACCCCAGAGCAGGGGCUGACCGGGCCCAAACCCAGGCAGCUGGCUCCUGCAGCUGGUGGGUCGGGAUCCCUGUCCCCCAUGGUGAUUACGUGCCAGGCCGUGGUGAACCAGAGGGAAGACAGCACAGACCGAGAGCCCAGGGAGAACGUGGGCAAGGGGGGCAGCAGCAGGGUCUUGAAUUCCUCCUCGCCAGAAGGGACAGUCUUGGUUCACAGGGCAUCUGGCAGGCUGCCCGUGGCCACCAUCGCCCCCAAUAAGCCUGAGCAGGGCUCGUACCUGCCCGUGCUCAAGAUCGUCUCCAAGGCUCAGAAGACCCCAGAGAAGGUCAAGGAGGAGGAGGUCAAGGAGGAAGGAAAAGGCCCCAAGACAUCCCGCAAUGCUCUGGAGAAGCUGACGGCGGCCGUGAGGUCCAUGGAAGAGCUGUACAGCUUCAACAGGAACGAGUGGAAGCGGAAAAGCGACCCCUUGCCCCUGAUGACCGACAGCCACGUCCUGUCGCUCAUCGCCAGUGAGGAGCGAGAAGGGGCCGGGGCUGCUGAGCGGGACCCCGACAAGUUGGCCAAACGGCUGGGUGGGGCGGAGGAGCGGGGCGCCGGGCACAAAGGCACAGGGGUGGUCCUGCGAGGGGGCCCCGUAGAGCGUCUGCAGCGGAGGAACUCCAACCCGAGCGCCGAGAGUGUGUCCGCCCGCGCGGCCGCCUUUGAGAACCUGGCCAGGGAGAGGCCCCGGUCCCUCUAUAUCCCCCCGGUGCACAAGGAUGUGGACAGAGCCCAGCCCCUGCCCCCGCUGCCCGGCCACCGGAACGUGUUCACGGUGAGCGCCAGCAGCACCCAGAAAACGGGGGGUGUCGCUGGCAAGUUCCCACAAGGCCCCGCUCCAGAGAGUUCUUCGGCGGCAAAGGGCAUCAAAUCGCAGGGACUCCGGUCUCUCAAGAUCUCUCCGGCCACUCGGGCAUCUCUCGAAGAGGUGACCAACAGGAAAAAUGGCAGCCAUCUGGAAAAGAGCCCCAGCGACUGCGAGAAUUACCUGACCAUCCCCCUUAAAGGGAGCUCUGCAGCUGGGGAGCUUCCAGGCAGGCCUGGGGCGGGGAGGGAGGGGCCCCCGCGCUCCUCAGCCAGCACUCUCUGCAGCUUGCCCCCAGUGAGUGCCCGCAGUCAGGUCCCCAGCGGCCCCAAAGGCUCUCAGGUCAGCGGAACCAGCCGGCCAGCUUGGUGCACCAAGCCCGACGACCCCCGGGGGACGGUAGCUGCCCCCGCAGGGCCGCAGAGCCCCGAGCAGCCCCCCACCGCGAUCUACCACCAGCAGCUGCUGCCCUUCGCCCUCCAGGGGGCCCAGCCCCAGGUCCUCUGCUUCUCCCCUCCAGGCAUGCCUGCCCCGGCGCCGGUGGGCCCAGCUCCGGUCCCCACAGACCCCUUCCAGCAGCCGCAGCCUCCGCAGACCCAGCGCAAGAUGCUCCUGGAUGUGACAACCGGCCAGUACUAUCUGGUGGACACGCCAGUUCAGCCCAUGACCCGGAGACUGUUUGACCCCGAGACGGGGCAGUAUGUGGACGUGCCCAUGACCUCCCAGCAGCAGCCUGUGGCUCCCAUGUCCCUCCCCGGGCCUCCCUUGGCCCUGAGUCCCGGGGCCUACGGCCCCGCCUACAUGAUCUACCCCGGGUUUCUGCCCACGGUGCUGCGCGCCAACGCCCUGCAGCCCACCCCAAUUGCUCACACUCCAAGGGGCGCCGAGCUCUCCCCCGUGGCAGCAGAGCCCCCCAGCAAAGAGGCAGCUGCAUCUUUCACCGAGGCCCCUUACUUCAUGGCCUCCGGUCAGUCUCCCACCUCCUCCUCCGCCUCCGCCCCAGCGGCCACAUCCCAGCUCGUGGGGGCCAAGGGCUUUGCCCAGCUGCAUGGCAAACCUGUCAUCAGCAUCACUUCGCAGCCCCUGGGGCCGCGGAUCAUCGCCCCCCCCUCCUUUGACGGCACCACCAUGAGCUUCGUGGUGGAACACAGAUGACGAGCGGUCACCAGAAAGCAGAAGGGCGCAGCUGCUGGAGCAAGACAGAAAGACGGACGAAUCUUCUUGAAUCUGAAGGCUGCAUUGUAACAGCACUAAGAAUUCAUCUGGAAACCUUCCUCUACAUAUGUUAUUCUUAGUUUUUGCUUCUUAUAAACCAAGUGUGUAAGUUUCUAUAUUUUUCUGAAUAACCCUGUUAAGACAGCUUGUGUUAUUUUAGUUUUAUGAAGCUGAUUGAAUGGUUGCAUUUUUCCUGCGUAAAACUAUUUCUUUUUAUACUUUAAUACAGAAUAUAAGCUUUCCCUUCAUCUUUCCCUCCUGCAUUUGUGACUAGGCAAACAAUCUCUUACAUGUUCUCAUAGUUCAGUCAAAACAUACAACAGAGUAGGAUUGGUUCUGUUGUAAACCAAAUGAGCAAAUCAGUAAUUUGGAUCACAAAUCUCCCUGCAGAUUCUCGGAAUAUAUCAGGGCUGGCUGGCAAAGUUGUAGCACUUGUUUGGAUUUAAAUGUGAUGGGUCUGCAUUUUGGAUCAUGCCUAGUCAUUCUCUUGGUUAUGUUUUACAUGUUCUUUUAUUGGGUUUAGCAUGAUUUCAAAUGUGAUUGUGAAAAAGUGGUUUUAACUUUUGUGCCUUGUUUUAACUUUUCCAUUGAUACAAUGCCAUGACACUAUUUGUUGCCUUAAAAUAGAAUGGCUUGGAAGACUAGAGAGCCAGUGGUUGCAUUUAAAGUUAAGUUCUUAGUUUCAGAAAGGUAUAAAAUAUCUACUUCCCUCAGAAUCCAACCUCUGCUAUGAGUGUAUAGGAUUAUUUUUCUUCUUCAAUGAUCCCUCCUUAGUUGCACACUCCUGUCUCUCACGGAUUAUUUGGAGUCUGAAGAGUGACCUGUUUGGGGCAGUGGAGUAGAAAGUAAACUCUGAUUUGGUGGCUCUGAUUAUCUCCAGCCCUAGCCAUACCCAUAGCAGUGACCUAGGUUUAUAUCACUUGCUUCUUAUGGUUUUAAGAGAUGUCGAGAAUCCAAAUCACAGAAUCUUUCAUUGACAUUCAAUACUGCCUCAGUUGUAGCCCAAUUCUGAAGGUUAUUUUAGUGAGUGUUCAUGGUGAGUUUUGAAGAGUUGAUUGAACAGAUAAAUAUUUAGCUCGUCAUAAUAAUGAGUCAAUAUAUAUUCAACAAAUGUUACAUUGGAAUAUUUCUUUACUUUUUAAAACAAUAACUUGAAGGUUCUCCCAGGCUUUUUUUUUUUAAAAAGGAAUCUCCUCUUAUUUACUUAUUUGUUCAAAGAUAAAGCAUUCUGGUAAUUUUUUAAAGCCUUUUAAAGCCUAUUUUGAUUUUAAUGAUCAUCAAUAUUGGUUUCUGCUUAAAACAGCUUCUUGAAACCACAGAAUUUUAUACUACUCAUAACUGAAGGUGUGAGUAGAAAAACUAAGAGACUGAUUUUUGUAUGAUUUAUGUAAUCUCAUUACUUUGUAUUUAUGCUUUCCAUCUUAGUUGGACUCUUUAAAAAAAAAAAAAAACUCAAUUUCACAUUCAGGAACUUCCUUAAAGGGAUCUUACUCUGAAAAGAAGUUCUGUUGGGUAAAAGGAAGGGUUUGAGGCAGGAAUAGUCAGCUCUGGUCACAAUUCAAUCAAUCAUUGGGCUGAUGAGCUAUGACAUGAAGCGAUAGCCUCUCUGAGACAUGGAACAUGACAUAUGAAACAAUCUCUGUGUUUGGAAAAGAUGCCCUUGUGCCAUAUUGGGGAAAGCGUUAUUCCUUUGUCAUAGAGGUCUUCUUACCCAAGUACGUCAACAAAUUCACCCCAGAACUUGCUUAAUUUUUCACCACUGGGAAACUUAUCUUACAGCAUCAGCCCUUCCUCAUUUUCAGUAGAGGUGUGCUGGGUAAGAGGUCACUUAAUAUUGAAACAAGAAAGUAGACUCAGUCAAAGAUCUUAAACUUAUAAUACUUAAAGCAGCACCAUGAAAUCUCAAGUAUUUGAACACAUCUUGUGAAACUCAGAUAGGAUUUGGUAGGUAGAACCAGAAUUGAAAAGACUGUUUUAAAAUGACAUGUGACUUUUAGGCAAACCCAGUGCUCGUGUCAAGUAGUCAAUGGCUUGCCAGGUCUUCAAAAAAAGAGAAAUCUCCUUUCCUAGAACACGUGGUAGAGUUCUUACCUACCAAGGGUCUGGGAGGCCCGUGAGCUAUUUAUCACUAUUUAUCAUUAUUUAUCACCAGCAGAUCUGAGCCUUAAAUUCUCACAUUGAGGUAAACUAGGACAGAAACUUGGAAAGAAAGGAGAACUUUUCAUUUGUCGGUUCUAUCAGAGAGGCCGUGUCCUCUGAGAAGCUGCUGUGGAUGUAGUAAAUGGCCAAGUGGUUAAAAUGUGACUUUAAAAUAGUAUUCUAUGAACGCCAUAUCAUCUACUGUUAAUUUUAUGGUUUUCCAUUUCAUCAAGCCAUAAAAAACCAAAUCAAACCUGCCGGGCCAUUUACUACCUCUAGUGAUAGGGAGGAACAUUUUUAAAAACAUGAGGUAAAUCUAAAUCCUCAUUUUCGUUGUUUUAUUAUUUCUUGAGGUUGAAUUGAUAUUUGAAUAAAACAGUUGUACCCUUCCUUUUUCAACCAAAGUUAAGUAGAAAAAACCAAGAGUCUAUGAAGCCUUCUGACCCAUAAAACCAUUACCCUACCAGUGUCCUUUUAGCUACUGAACUACUCUUUUAUGGCUCAUGUACACAAGACCAUUACUAAAGCAUGUAGCAUUUCCUAUAUUGUGCCUGGAGCUUGAAUCUAAUUAGCAUUGCAGAGUCUGGCUUUUGCCAUUUUUUCUCAGGGUUACAUGUGUGACUCAGUUUUCCAGAUGAAUCACAGGGCAUUGUGUGUAGAAAUCUUGACCCAUUUCCUGUUUUUCCCUGUUGGUUAAAUGGUAAGGUUGAAAUAUGCUCCAUUUGAAUUGUUUUUGGAAAACUGAACAAAUUUGUAACCCGUACGAAAAUUUAAUUCACCAGAAUGUAUUUUCUUAAAAAGCACUCACUGAAAUUGCCCUCAGGAUGAAAUGAAGCCCAAAUAUGCAGUUAGUGACUUAACAUAUAGGCUCUCUGUAUGUCUGCCUGUGUCUCCGUAUGUCUGUAUGUGUAUGGCUCUCUGGAUAUCAUUGAGUAAAUAAGCUAAAACAAAUUACACUUUGACAUCUUUAUGAUAAAUCUUAAAUGUUAACACACAUUUCAAACCCAUCCUUAUAUCACUAGGAAAUAUCUAACG
Molecule: messenger RNA, 8601 nt
Organism: Balaenoptera ricei (Rice's whale)
Lineage: Eukaryota; Metazoa; Chordata; Mammalia; Artiodactyla; Balaenopteridae
Gene: C5H4orf54
Product: chromosome 5 C4orf54 homolog
Source: RefSeq, a predicted model, not a curated record